ACAAUAUGAAAGUAUUCCUCGUCCAUUCAUAAUCGUAAAAAUCAAAAUAUCAGAUCCCCGCUUUGAAACAAAAGUGAUAUAAAUAAGACUCAACCACUCUCUCCUCCCCAACUUAUCCAACCACCAGCCCUCGCACAACACACAUUCUGUGUGAGUGUGAAUUUUCGCCAUGGCCGGAGUCCUAGAAACCCUAAUGAUUCCUCGCGCCUCCGCUCUCCCGUCCGCAUCCUUGCCGCCGGUCGCCGCAUCCGCCUCCGUCCGAUUUCCAGAGUUGAGGGGUCUCAAGAUGCAACCAACUCGGUCGUCGGCAAAGCUCAGGACCACUCACAAACUUGCUCGAGGUGGCAGUAGAAUCGUUUGCGAGGCGCAGGACACAGCUGUUGGAGUGGCUGCUGUUACUGAUCCGGACUGGCAAUCUCUUGUGCUUGAAUCUGAUGUGCCUGUUCUGGUUGAAUUCUGGGCACCAUGGUGUGGGCCCUGCCGCAUGAUCCACCCUGUCAUCGACAAACUGGCUAAGGACUAUGCUGGGAAGCUCAAAUGCUUCAAGGUUAACACUGAUGAUUGCUCUACGAUUGCAACCCAGUAUGGGAUCCGGAGUAUUCCUACUGUCAUAAUCUUCAAGAAUGGGGAGAAGAAAGAAGCAGUCAUAGGUGCUGUUCCAGAAACUACAUUGACAACUUGCAUAGAAAAAUACUUGUAGAACUGUAAGUGCACAUGUAUCUUCUGAAAAAUCAAGCUCUCUUUUACUUGUUUCCGUCCCUUUAUUUGACGACAUUCCCAAAAUCAUUGUAAGAAACCAUAUGAAAAUCAUGUAUAGUUGAUACAGAUUUAAAGUAUCAUUCAUACUUGUAUUGUUGGCUUCUGAAA
Molecule: messenger RNA, 867 nt
Organism: Salvia miltiorrhiza (redroot sage)
Lineage: Eukaryota; Viridiplantae; Streptophyta; Magnoliopsida; Lamiales; Lamiaceae
Exons: 2
Coding region: 170-700 (176 amino acids)
Cellular component (GO): cytoplasm
Molecular function (GO): oxidoreductase activity, acting on a sulfur group of donors, disulfide as acceptor; protein-disulfide reductase activity
Source: RefSeq, a predicted model, not a curated record